Messenger RNA from Sycon ciliatum, 2793 nucleotides. Its product is annotated as von Willebrand factor A domain-containing protein 5A-like. The transcript has a single exon. Lineage: Eukaryota; Metazoa; Porifera; Calcarea; Leucosolenida; Sycettidae. The coding region runs from base 79 to 2640 and encodes 853 amino acids. The record is from RefSeq and is a predicted model, not a curated record.
AGAAUAACUGAUAACACCAUGUACCAGCGAAGAAAGCAGCUUUCGUGAUUGCGACUGGCUCAACAUUUCUGAAGCGAUAUGCGUCCUCCGAAAUGCUGGGGUCUCCUGAAUGCCCUUGUUCCGGACAGGAUCCCUGCUGAUAUCCCUCUGAUCGGUGUGCAAUGCGAGUGUUUGCUGCUCAACAAUCUAGUCGAAGUUACUAUCAAACAGCGAUAUAAGAAUACAUCUGCCAAUCCCAUCCAAGCGAUCUAUGUUUUCCCCGUGGACGAUGAGGCUGCUGUCAACGGAUUUACUGCACAUCUUGGCCAGCGUACCGUUCGUGGAGUGAUUGAGGAGCGCAAAGAGGCACGCCAAGCUUAUGAUGCGGCGUUGGCGGAGGGUCAUGGAGCUGCUCUCUUAGAAGCUGCUGGAUCUGGUGCGUUGAAGGUCCAGUUGGGAAACCUGGAGGCUGGCAACGAAGCUGAGAUCUGCAUCGUGUAUAGCAGCUUGUGCAGUAUCGAGGAGAAUGCAGUUGUGCUCCGUAUUCCCACAACUAUCAAAGAACGGUACAUGCCGGCAUCAGCUUGGGAGACUUUGCAAACGGAAUGUCAGCCAACAUACCGGCGUAGUGGUGUAGACUAUGGUUUGAGUUUGCAUGUAGACAUGCACAUGCCAAGUAAGAUAGUGAGUGUGUCCUCGUCCACACAUCCACUGAAUGUUAGGAAUGAUGCUGAGGAUGUGCAUCACUGCACUGCCAAGUUGGGAGUGGAGAAAGUGGCCAUGGAUGGUGACGUGAUUAUCCGAGUGGAGCAUUCUGACUUGCACAAGCCUGCUGUAGUUUUGUCCAGUCAGGCUGAUGUUGACCAAGGCAGCGCCGCGCUAAUGCUGACAUUCAUGCCAGAGUUUGAGGAUUCCAUGAGCGAGCAAGCUGAGGACCUGGAGUUUGUUUUCUUGGUGGAUCGCAGUGGAUCGAUGGGGUAUGGAGGAGGAGCAUCAACUCCUAUCAGGCAAUGUCGAGAUGCUCUUCAGCUUUUCCUGAGAAGUUUGCCCGAAGGCUGUGCAUUCAAUAUCGUUGGCUUUGGUAGUCGCUAUGAGAAACUGUUUGAAGAAAGUCUCGUGUACGACUCCAAGAGUCUAGCAGACGCAGCCACCUACGUCUCAAAACUGGACAGCAACAUGGGAGGUACGGAAAUUCUCACUCCAUUAAGGGACAUCCUGACAAGAACAAGCUCCACGCCCAGUCAUGGGUUAUUGUCCAAAAUGAGGGGUGCAAGUAAAGAUGAACAUCAACAUCGCAAGCUGUUCUUACUAACGGAUGGUUCUGUGGGUAACACUGCCGAGAUUAUUCAUACUGUCAAGGACCAUGCUCAGAGUACACGGGUAUUCACAUUUGGUGUCGGCGAUGGAGCUGCUACUGACCUUGUUCGUGGUGUGGCUCGUGCUGGUCGAGGAGAAGCCUGCUUCAUUCGCAACGGAGAGCCCAUCGAUGAGAAAGUUAUCAGUCAGCUGUCAAAGUCCAUGGAGCCAACACUGGAAGAGCUGGACAUAGACUGGGGAAUACUGCAGGUGAAAGAGCAGUCUCCAGCCAAGAAGGAUCUUGCACCAAUCUUCAACAACACACCAUACAUUGUGUUUGCACUUCUUUCCAAGGACAGUCAACACCAAGGUCAAGUCACAUUGAAAGGCAAGAUGAGCAAGAAAGCGGUCACGUUCACCGUGGAUGUGACGCCAUGGACAACAAGUCGAACGGAUUGCCGCAUACUUCACAGCCUUGCAGCAAAGCGCGUGAUUCGAGACUUGGAAGAGAAAGACGGGCAGAGCAACAAGGACAUUAUCUUAGCCCUGGCUUUAAGGUACGAGGUUGUGUCAUCGCAAACAUCAUUUCUUGCUAUUGAGGAACGUGAGGAGAUGAAGGAAGGUGUGAUGACUACUGUCAGGGUACCACUCUCCCCCAUCAAGGCCAUGCCUGUUCAGGAGCAAGCGCAAUACUCGGCCAGGAGGUCACUUCAUGCUGCACGUCAUCGUGCAGCACCUUCAGGACGAUCACGAGGUGGCAUGCAGGCACACUCGGUAUCAACGCCCCCGCGGCGGGCAUUAUGUACUCCAACUGCGUCUAUAACGUUAGGUGCAGUGGAAACAUAUAGUGCGGCAGAAGAGGAGAAAGCGCAACCGAUCACUAGCUACCACUCUGCGCCGAGGAAUGUGCGGAUGAGUGCGGCAAUGAGUGCGCCAAGGAGUGCUACAAAGAGGAAGAAGCGGAUGGAUACUGGGAGGAGUUGCUCUGCAGCUCCUGCUAUGGAGAAGCCCACUCUGUCAGCUGAUCACCAAUCGGCAGAUCCACUGCAAACGAUUGCAUCACUCCAACACGUUAGUGGCUACUGGCUACUUGACGAUAAGCUGUUGGCCACGGUUGGACUGUCGAAGAGUGAUGUCAUGGCUGCAAAACCCAGUACACUGUCUUCGUCAUCAUCAUCAGCUGAACUCACCUCUAACGUAUGGGCCACUGCUGUUGCACUGGCAUAUCUACACGUGAAGUGCAGUAGCAAGGCAGCUGCAUUUUCGCUCAUGGAGAAGAAGGCGAAGAAAUGGAUGGCAGGUCAAAUAUCAGAGUCGUCGCCCGCAGUCGCUGAACUGAUUGCCACUGCAAAGUCACUGUUCUAGAUGAGGAGUCAUAUAAAUGGCUUUUUUCAGGCUCUGCCAACUACACUUUGCGCUAUCCCCUCCCCGGUCCAUAGCCGGAGAUAUCCUAGCGAUUCAUUAGUGAGAUAUGACAUACUUCUGCUACGAUAGAGUAUGAGUCGUGUGAGGCACCCC